UCGUGAGCUAUUUUAAUCUCUCGUGGUGCUUUUCUCACCGUCGGGUUUGUUUUAUCCAGAAAGGUUGUGUGUGUGUGUUGCGUUUUACGAGGGUGAAUCGCGUGUGUAGCCCCAUCGCUCGGAAUCGGACACCCCUGUGUUAUUUGGUGAUCGAAAAUCGAACCGCACACUUUUCACCAUUAAAAUAUAGCGGCUUUUCCCAACCACUGUAAAGGAAGGCAGUCCAGCAGGGGAUAAAGGAAUUUCUCUAAGAAUUCAACAGAGUAUCCUUUUAAUGCAUUUUGCUUGCUUUUCAGUGCAUAUCAAAAUAUAGGCUACCGUUCAUGUUAUAUUUACAUGUCGAUUAUCAAAAGCAUGGACCUACAAGAGGUCCGAUAUAUUAACUGUAGUUGGAGAUCUUUGUGUCGGUGUAACAACGUUGCAGCCAGCUGCGGUUAUUACUUGAUCCAUUGCUAUUUUUAACAUCAUGAUCUAACCGACCUCAUAUCGCCCAUCGCUCGCUCGACAGAUACACUACAGACCUCCAAAUCUCUCGCAACCAGUUUUAAUUUAAAGCGUUUCUUCUGGUGGAUCUGUAGCACACAAGAGCCUGAAGGAUCUCUCCCUCUCUCGCUUUGGCCAGGAGCUUAAUAAAAAGGAUCCCCUCCCCCAAGCUUUGGCGAAACAGGAACAACUUCUUUGAGAGAGAGAGAGCAAAAAAAGGGCUGCACAAGUUUGGGACGUCUUGGAUCAGCCAUGCACUUCGUUUGGCCAUUUCUAUUCCGGAGCUGAGAUUUUUUUUUUUAAAAAAAAUUUUUUUUUUUUUACACUAUUUCUUUGGUUAUGCCUUGGAUUGUCGUAGCCCUUUGUUAUCGAGAAGGAUCGGGCAUCCAUGCUCUUGAGAUUUUUUUUUUCUUUGGAAAAUGGGUUACUUACCUCUAGGAUUACUAUAAUUGGGGGGAACGCGCUCGCUUGUGGAAUAACUUCACUUUUUUUUCUAGCGAGAAUGGAAUUCGCGGUGCGCCUAUUUAACGGGCUCUGACUUUUCGAUCAAUUGCAAAUCCAAUGGGAACGUGUCUGUGUGGAAUAUUUGCUCAACAUGGGUGUUUGGAUAUAGUCUGUGAUCUGCUGAGCUUAUUGGUUUAAUCUACAAGAGAAGAGGCACACAUACAUUUACAUACUAUUUACAGUGGAAAUUAUUUUGCACGCUCUUCAGAUGAGGGAGAACUGGAAAUUCUGAAACCUGAGGGUCGUUCGAGAUCGUAGUGCGGUUGGUGGUGUUCUGUUUCAGUCAGUGCAGUCAUGGCCACAGCUAUAUCGUGACACAGAGGGACAUGUGUGGCCAGGGGCUGUGAGGGCUCCUUGGGGAGACUCCAGACUAGCCCACACAGAGAAUGCUGGAGGUGCAGGAGGAGAGACCAGCAGCAGCACCAGCCACGGCAACCUCCACAGCUACCGGAACCACAGGAAACACUUCCGGCAGGAAGGAGAGGGCCAAAGAACGGCAGGAGGAGGGCCAGGACUGCAGCAGCCCUGUCGCAACCCCGAUCACAGGGCCCCGGAGCACCCGGGCCAAAUCCACGCCCACCACUACACACACACACUCCCAUACACAUAGACACACCUCCAGUCCCCACCAGCACUCUACUGCUCCUGCCUCUGUCGUACUGGGACUGACGUCAAUGCAUUCCAGCAACCCCAAAGUGAGGAACUCUCCAUCGGCUAACACUCAGAGCAGUCCAAAAUCCAAGCAGGAGGCCAUGGUUAGGUCACCACCCGUAAUGUCCCCCUCCAGCGCCGCACAGAUGGACUCCAAACUGCCCAACCAGGGAAAGCAGGGGGGUGCCGCCAGCCAAUCACAGCCUUCCCCUUGUGACCCUAAGUCACUGAGUGGAAGCCACACCCCCAAAGGUCCCCAGGGCCCAAUAGGGAGUAUGGGACUCAAAAAUGGACAAGGCCUAAGUUCAGGCAAUGGGGCGAAAGGCAAGAUUAAGAGAGAGAGAAGCACUUCAGUGGAGUCAUUCGAACAAAGGGAUACAGGAACACCCAGCAAUGAAGGGGACCAGAAAGAACUGGGCAGUAGAGCAAAAAGGUUAUGUGUUGGAGAACGGCGACUGCCCUACAGUGGUGCGGAUUGGUGUUCAGGAGGAGAGAGUGAUGAAGAUGACCCAGGAUUCUUCAACUGUAACUCCACAGACAUAAAGCCCGAUCCAGGUGCUCUUUCUGCCUCUACGCCUACCCACAAUACAGUUGCAGGACAGAACACAGCAUCUGAACUGGGAAGUGGGCAGAAACCUGGGUCAAAGGUUGUGUACGUCUUCACCACAGAGAUGGCCAACAAAGCUGCAGAUGCAGUCAUUACAGGACAUGUAGAAAACAUCAUCACUUACCACAUGAAUAAUAUCUCUAACAGCAAGGGUGGAAAGCCCCAACUACCCCUGAACAAUCAGAUUGGAUCCAUUAGAAGUGACACCAAACAGGGAGGUCCAUCCCAGCAACAUCCCUCAUCUCACUCCAGUGAUCAGAACAUCCAAGCAGCCUCUAAAGUAGCGCAGUCAGGCCAGCAGCAACAACCUCAAGCGCAACCCACCCAACCUCAGCAGCCAGCCCAGGGGGCCAAACCGUCUAGCCUCCCUCCAGACAGUGCACCUUCAGGGGUCAUGGACUCUAAGAGCCUCCGUAGCAGUAGCCCGCAGGAUGGUUCUGGAUCCCAUGACAGUAGUAACUCUGCUGGGACACCUGGUAGCCAGGCCUCCAGCCAGCCUCUCACUGCUGGCCCUCAACAGAGCUUCCCAUCCUUGGAUCUGCCUAAAGGAGCAGAUGCUAAGCUCACAGCUCAGCACCACCAGCAGCUGGCUCAUGAGAUCAUGUCUAGUAUGGGGGACAACUCUGAGGGCCUUUCCCAAGAACAGCUGGAGCAUCGGGAGCGUUCCCUACAGACUUUACGUGAUAUACAGCGUAUGCUCUUCCCAGAUGACAAGGACAUGGCUUCCAUGGGCCAAGGGAACAUGGGUGGUCCUCCAACCAAUUCUGCAAUGAUGGAAGGAGGACCUAAGAAACCAGAACAAGGGCCUCUCCAAGCCAUGAUGGCCCAGUCACAAAGCCUUGGAAAGCCUGGUGGUCCAGGAGGACUGCGUCCAGAUGGACCCCCCUUUGGUCCGCCCGGUCCUCGGGACAUGCCCUUCUCUCCAGAUGAUCUUGGACCUCCUCCUCAGGGUCCAGGACCUAUGAACUCACAUCCAGGCCCUUUUGGGGAACAUGGAGAUCACAUGACCCCAGAGCAGAUGGCCUGGUUAAAACUGCAGCAGGAGUUUUAUGAGGAGAAGAAGCGAAAGCAGGAACAGAUGCAGCAUAGACCAAUGGGAGACAUGAUGCUUCACCAGGGUGGACCUAGAGGGAUGAUGCGAGGCCCACCCCCACCCUACCAGAUGAACCCAGGAGAGGUGUGGGGCCCUAGUGGCCCUGAAACAUUCCCUGACCAGAUGAAUAUGGGCCCCAGAGGGAUGCAUCCACACAUGCAAAGGAUGCCUGGCUUCCCUGGGAUGAUGAACCCUGAUAUGGAGGGAGGGCCCAAUGCUAUGCCCAGACCUGGUAUGAACUGGCCCGAUGAUAUGCCCAAAAUGGGUGAUGGGAGAGGGUUUCCACCUGGCCAAGGCAUGUUUGGAGGUCCAGGAGGGCGGGUGGAAAGAUUCCCUAAUCCUCAUUCUGUACAGGAAGCAAUGUUCCAUCAAGGCAUGGGUGAUAAACAAGGCAUGGGUCUUCCACCUGGCAUGAUGAUGGAAAUGAACCGAAUGAUGGGUAACCAAAGACCCAUGGAGCCUGGAAAUGGGGGUGGCAUGAUGUUUCCUAGAAUGCCAGGUGAUGGUCCCAUGAGCCCCUCCUCGAGAAUGGAGUUUGUAAAAGGUCUUGGCCGUGACAUGGGUGAAUUUGGCAUGGGACCUGGAAACCUCAAUGUAAACAUGGGGCCCAGUCCUCAGAUGAUACCCCCUAAGAUGAGAGAGCCACCAAUGAAUCUUAGUCCAGAGGAAAUAAUGAAGAUGAGGCAAGGUGUUGGACCAAUGCCUGAUAAUGUGGUAGCUCAACAAAGAAUGAUGCAGGGGGUGCCUUUUCCUGACCAACCCCAUGCAGGAGACCUCAACAUGGGACCCAACCGACAGUUCCCUGGCAUGGGUCCCCAAGGCCCUGGGAAUCAAAGAGGUCCCAGAGGUGAGCCACCCUUUGGUCCUGACCAAAGAGGAGGAAAUGUGGGUGGAAAUGGUCGUCUCAGUCACAUGCCGCCUCUACCACCCAACCAGGCUCCCAACAGUGUAGGGCCUCCUCCUGGCCCCAGAAAUAUAGGUCGCAAACCCUCAGAUCUGAGUGUCCAGUCUGGCCCUGCUAACUCACCCAAUGUAAAUCCGUUGAAGUCACCAACACUUCGGCAGGUCCAGUCACCCAUGCUGGGCUCACCAUCAGGUAACCUCAAGUCCCCACAGACACCAUCCCAGCUGGCUGGCAUGCUUAGUGGGCCAUCAGCUGUAGCAGUAGCGGCGGCGGCAGCCAUUAAAUCUCCUCCCAUGAUGGGGUCAGCAGGGGCAUCACCCGUCCAUAUGAAGUCUCCCUCACUUCCUGCCCCCUCGCCAGGCUGGACAUCAUCACCCAAGCCGCCCAUGCAAAGCCCAGGAAUCCCACAGAACAACAAGCCUCCCCUUAGCAUGACAUCACCAAAUAUGAUGUGCAGUGUAGAGCAAGGUGGUAAUCCUCCUCCUUCAGCUCCUCCCUCCAGUAGUUCCUCGAGUCAGCCAGGCUCCAUCAAUGUUCCAGGAAGUCUUCCAUCCAGCAGUCCCUACACCAUGCCCCCGGAGCCAACACUAUCACAAAAUCCUCUUUCCAUCAUGAUGUCACGUAUGUCCAAGUUUGCAAUGCCUAGCUCUACACCCCUAUAUCACGAUGCAAUUAAAACUGUGGCCAGUUCUGAUGAUGACUCGCCGCCUGCUCGAUCCCCAAACCUACCGUCUAUGAACAACAACAUGCCAGGAAUGGGUAUGAAUCAUCACCCGGGUCACCCUCGAAUGAUGACACCCAACUCUUCUGGGCCCAUGCCUUCACUCAGCCCAAUGGGGAUGAAUGCAAUGGGCUCUCAGCCACUUUCCCAUGGCAUGCCAAACCAGAUGCCCUCACCCAACCCCAUGGGCCCCAAUAUGCCUCCUCACUCAGGCAUGAUGCCCCAUGGUAUGAUGAUGAACCCAGUCUCCCAAGACCCUGGCAUUGUUAACAACCAGAUAAUGUCACAAGGCCGCAUGGGUCUUACACACAGAGGACAGGGCUUUCCCCCAGGGCAGUCGCCACCACAGCAGGUUCCCUUUCCUCACAAUGGACCUGGACCCCAGGGUGGCUUCCCUCAUGGGAUGGGUUUCCAGGGAGAGGGGGGCCCACUGGGCAGGAUGGGCAAUAUGCCUCAUGGUCCUGGUGGAGAGCUAGGUAUGUGUAAACCUAACACUCCAGGAGGCCAGGAGUUUAAUAACAUGUCGGGUGUCUUUAAUGAUACGGAUCUACACGAGGUGAUGCGACCAGGUGCCUCAGGUAUCCCUGAGUUUGAUCUCUCUCGAAUUAUACCUUCUGAGAAGCCUAGCCAGACUCUGUCCUACUUCCCUCGUGGUGGGGAUGCCCCUGGUGGGAAGCCACCACAUCCAUCUGGCCCACCUGGCUUUCCCCAAAUGCAGGGGAUGAUGGGUGAUGGCAACCCAAGGAUGGGCCUCCCCAUGCAGGGAAUGGGAAGUCCUCCAGGCCCUGGACACAUGGGACCACAGGACAUAACCAUGGGUAAUCCAGGCCAUAACCCCAUGAGACCCCCAGGUUUUAUGGGUCAGGGUAUGAUGGGGCCACAGCAUAGGAUGUUGUCUCCUGGCCAGCAGCCAGGAAUGAUGGGAGGCCCUGGAAUGAUGCAGGGCAAGGAAAGACCGAUGUACAACCACCCUGGCCCUGUGGGCUCUCCUAAUAUGAUGAUGUCACUACAAGGGAUGAGUGGUCCUCAACAGACUAUGAUGAUGUCUUCUCAGAUGAGGCCUCGAGGAAUGGCAGCAGAUAUGGGCAUGGGAUUUAACCCUGGCCCAGGGAACCCUGGGAAUAUAAUGUUUUGAGCCUCCACUACAGUUAUGAACAACCUGGAAACUGCGUAACCUGUGAAAUAAAAACCUUCGUAAAGAAUUACAAAAUGAAACUCUGUGUUCUUAAAGAGAUGUGUGGAAACUGGGACAUUUUGUGCACAUACAGAUGCCCAUGCACCUGGGCAGAAAAAGGUUUAUAUCAUACAUACAAAGUGAUGGGUGACCAUCAUUUUACACAUGGAUGUGUUCACAGGGAAUCUUCUUCAAUGGUAAUGUAAUUUAACAGGUGGAAGAAAGAGAGAAGCCAAGUGUGCUUUCCUCAGUGUUGGGCUCAGGUCCAGCAUAGUUUGGAAUGGGCUUUUUCUCCGGAAACUUGGGAAUAUAUAUGGAAUAUUCAAGACUGACUUGUGUCAAGGAUAUUUGCUUGAUCUUGUUGAUAUGAUGCCACAUAUAAAGCCUACAGUAAACCAAGUAUGAAAGUUUAAAGUCUUCAUUGUACUUUUCUACAUUGGUGGAAACCAAGAAAGAUUGUUGGAAAUAAGUCACAGAACUGAAAGAACAGAUGUCAAAAUGGAAAUAAGUCAAGAAACAUUUUGUUACAAGGUGCACUGUCUUGGCUAUAUGUUUACAUCUCAUCGCAUCACUUCCCUCCAGACAGGAAAUGCUCUUUGUAUGUGUGUACUGUACUUGUGUUGUUAAAGGGAUUCUACCAGUGAUUUCAAUAGUUUUAUUUUCCAUCUUCAUUUGUAAAAAGGGGGGGUUGAAGUGGUUGGUUGUAGUCGAUAGGUGACCAACACCACCACAAAAUACUGUGUACUGUGGGGCGUACAGAAUAUUUUAAAUUUAAUUUUCUUUGCUACUCCAGUGUAUGAUAAAAACAAACUAAGACCUCAUACAGAUCAUAGUAUUAUUAAAAAAGCACAAACAAGAAUGAACUGUAAAGAAUAAAGUGGUUCUUUUUCUCCUUUUUUAAAUUGUAGAGAAAACACUUUUGACAGUUAUUAGGAGCCGUAAUCAGAUGUAUGCAGUGUGGUCUCCUGUUCCUGUUCUAGAAAAUUCUGUAAACUGGUCUGGGUACAGGUGAGGGGUGACUGUGGAGGGGCAUUUUUUAAAGCCCAUAAACCAGCACACAGUACUGCAGUGACUCAGGCUACUGUUAGUCAAGGACUGCAGUCAGGCAAUAUUGCUGUUUGCCACCACUACAGAAUACAAGAUUUUUUUUAUUUUUUAUUUUUAUUGCUUGGCUGUGUACAGCUAGCUAUACAGUGCAGGGCUGACAACAUUUGAGCUACUAGAGGGUGGAUUUUUUUUUUUUUUUUUUUUUUUUUUUUUUUUUUAGAAAAAU
Messenger RNA from Myxocyprinus asiaticus (Chinese sucker), 7410 nucleotides. Its product is annotated as B-cell CLL/lymphoma 9 protein-like. NCBI's taxonomy places the organism in Eukaryota, Metazoa, Chordata, Actinopteri, Cypriniformes, Catostomidae. Gene Ontology annotation, cellular component: beta-catenin-TCF complex. Bases 1374 to 6098 code for a protein of 1574 amino acids. The record is from RefSeq and is a predicted model, not a curated record. Gene Ontology annotation, biological process: positive regulation of transcription by RNA polymerase II; canonical Wnt signaling pathway. The transcript is spliced from 11 exons. Gene Ontology annotation, molecular function: beta-catenin binding; transcription coactivator activity.